UUUUUAAUAUGAAUGAGGUGACGACGUUGAUGUUAGUGUUGUCAUGGUGAAGCAGGUGGGACUCUUGGCUGCAGGAUGUCAGCCAUGGAAUGGGGAGGUGUGUGCUGCCAGCAGUGACAGGUUUGCAUAUUGUGCCACUCUCGCCAUCUAUGUCUACCAGCUGGACCCAAAAUACAACCAGUUUCGUCUCAUCUCAAUUUUAUCUGAGCACAAGAAAACAAUAUCAGCAAUCUCAUUGAAUCCUAGAAACAUUGACAUUCUUGCAAGUGCCAGCUAUGAAAACAAAAUCAUCAUCUGGGAUGUGAGUAAACAAAGACCCCUGGCUGUGUAUAAGAAUACAAAGUUCCCUCCCAUUGCUCUUGACUGGAACUUUCUCCAUGGCGAGGCCCUGACAUUUAUUGGGGCUCGGAGCUCAUUGUUUUUGUGGCAUUACAUAAGCCCAGAUCAGAUCUCAAGCUUAAAAGAUUCUGGCAAAUACUCGUCUGAUGUGCUUUGCUUCAAAUGGCACCCAAAACUGCUAGAGAAGGUGGUUUUUGGACACAGGGAUGGAUCCAUUUCAUUUUCUACAUCAGGAGGUAAAAGCCAUCGUCAUGAGCUUCGACCUGAAGAUGACGAGGAUGAAGACAGACAGGUAGAGGACUCUGUUAUGGCCCUAACCUGGGACCCUCUCUCCACAGAGUACCUUCUUGUCUCCAAUCUCAUAUCUGGGGUCCGUUUGGUAGACUCCGGGUCCAUAUCAGUCAUUAUGUCCUUCCAGCUGCCCAGCGCUGCCGCUCGAGUGAAAACGCUGGCCUGGAUACACACAGCACCUGGGAUGUUCCUUACUGGAGAUUCAAAGAGUGGAAUUCUACGAAUUUGGAAUGUAUCAAAGACCACACCAGUGGAGAACAUUAAGGUGAAGAAAACCGGCUUCCAUGCUAUGGCUGUGAUUUGUGAUCGACCUUCCAACAAAGCUCUUACUAAGAUGACACCAGCCAAUCAACAGUCUUCCACUAGCCCUGCCCAGGCCCCCAGCAUGGUGAACUCCUCCCACUUUGCCCUACCCCCAGCAAGAGUAGUGUCAACUUUCAGUGAUGGUGGCGUCGGGUUGUACGACAUUGGCCGCAGAAAGUGGGAGUUUCUCAGGGAACAGAGUCAUAUAGAGACAAUAUUUGACUGCAAGUUUUGUCCCAACGAUGCCAACAUUUUGGCAACAGGGAGUUUUGAUGGCACAAUCAAGACAUGGGACACCACAUCAUUUACUUGUCUUCAGACAUCCCCUGGAAAUGAAGGCAUUAUCUACACCAUAUCAUGGGCUCCAUCUGAUCUCAACUGUAUAGUGGGAGGGACAUCCAAGAAAGGGGUGUUCAUCUGGGACAUUGCAAAGGGUCGCAUCAUCAAGAGGUUUGAUGAGCAUGGCACCAAUUCUGUGUUCACAGUUGUGUGGAGCAAGAAAGACUCCCGCAGGAUCAUGUCUGUUGGUGCAGAUGGCCUCUGUGUAAUCCGACAGGUGGAUGGGGAGGUUCUGCAGAAAUACAAACAUCCAGCAGCAGUUUAUGGGUGUGACUGGUGUCCACAUAAUAAGGACAUGUUGGCCACUGGCUGUGAGGAUGGAAAGGUCAGGGUCUUCUACUCAGCAACCAGCAAUGACCAGCCGUUGAAAGUCUUCUCAGGUCAUACAGCCAAAGUGUUUCAUGUCAAGUGGUCUCCCCUGAAAGAGAAUCUCUUAGCAAGUGGAUCAGAUGAUUGCACGGUGCGUAUAUGGGACUACAGUGAAGAUGCAUGUCUCCGGGAGAUGAAGGGCCACAAGGGGCCAGUUAGGGGUCUCCUCUGGAACUCAGAAAUCCCAUACCUGCUGGCGUCUGGCAGCUGGGACUCUUGCAUCUGUCUGUGGGACAUCCGCUCUGGGGUCUGCCUAUACACCCUACAUGACCAUGGGGCAGAUGUGUAUGGUUUGACGAGCCAUCCAAGUAGACCGUUUAUCCUUGCAUCAAGUUCCCGCGACUCAACAGUGCGCCUCUGGUCAGUGACGUCCCUUAUACAGCCUCUAGAAAUCAACAUUCUGGCAGGGAAACCCUGGCAUUACAUCCUUGGAACUAAUGAGAUGUGUAUGCUUGAGGGAGGUGAGCCAGUGUUGACGGGCUGGACAUCACGUGACAUCAAACAGCAGGCAGAUCAACACCCCACCCACUCACGAUCCAGGGCUCUCAGAUUAUUCUCCAAGUUUUUUAGGGCAUCUGCUGGUACAGAUAACCUGUGGGAGCUGGUUGCCGUGGAGACUGGCCUGGAUGAUUCCAUGUUGUCAUCUAACUACAGCAAGGGAAUUAUGCAUGUCAAGCAUCUUGUCAAAUUUACCUCAUCUGAAGCCCAGGAGUUGGAGAUGUCCCGUCUCACCAAAACGGUGGUUGGGGUGGGAAAGGGGUCACGAGAGGAUCGCCUGAAGCAUGCAGCCGACCUCCAUCUCCAAGCAGGCAACCUGCAGCGAUACUGUGAACUCACGGUGGAACUCGGGCAGUGGGAAAGGGCACUAGCAGUCGCUCCAGGAGUCUCACAUGGGUACUGGAAGAGUCUGUGUAAUAGAUAUUCUGAGUGCCUCGUCCAGGAGGAGAGUGACCUUGCCCCUGUGUUUUGCACCGCCUCUGGGGCCAUACAGACCCUGGUGAACUUCUACCAGGUGCGGGGCCAGAUGCAAGAGGCUGUGCUAGCCACCCAGGUAGCAUGUGAGGGGUCGAGCAAUAUCGACAGGACUGAGGUUAAGGGUCAGACAAGUAACGGGCUUGAACCUUCAAAGGAACAGCAGCAGUUGGUACACAGUGCAGUUAAGGCAUGGUCAGAGUGGUACUUGUGGAAUGGGGACCCAGUGUCUGCUGCCUGCUGUCUUCUGGCAGUCAGUGACCAUCAGGGAGCCAUGAGCAGACUUCUUCAAGGUAAUGAGCUGGAGCUUGCUGUUGCUAUGGGAACAGUUCUGGGCGGGGUUGACAGUCUUCUGCAUACAGCCAUAGAGUUGUUGUCAAGGCGAUGUGAACGCCUGGGCAAGUGGUACCUUGCUAUUGACCUUCUUUUACGCGUGCCAGACAGUAAGAGACUGCUGGCCAUGUGUUGUGCACGAUGCUCUGGAUCAGAGGAAGAACGGAAUACUCUUUAUCAGAGGGCCCAGCUGCCAUGUGUUGAUGAGUGCCUGCAGGAGGCUCAGAGGUUAAAGCGACAAUCUGACAUGUUCGAGUGUGUAAUGUACUACCUUCUGUCUCAGUCUCCUGAACUGGGACUCGACCUUGGGGUCGACUUUGUUCACAAGCAGAUGAAAGGUGAUGGCUGGACAGCUGAUACAGUGUUCCCUAUGCUACAACUACUAGGUUGUGUCAGGACAGAAGUACUUCAAACUCACAGGAAAAAGUGUGAGUUGUUGUCAUACAGUUUCUACAUUGGAGCGUUGAUGGCAAUCAGGCGGGAAUACCACUCAAUAGUUGGAGCUCUCUUCAAAUUCACACUGGGUAUGUUGGCUAGUGCUGGAAGUGUUGAAUUUGCUGUACCUCAUGAAAAGAUUGCUUCCCAGUAUGCUGCUUGGCAGGCAGCCUAUAAUAACAGGCAAAGAGACAAGAUUGCUGUAGACAGAAUCCCCACUGACCUGAAGAGUGUGUAUGAUACUCUGUUACAUAGGGCGGGCACAGAGACAAGCCCCGCCCACAUUGGAGGGAUGGGUGUGGCAUCUGCUCAUCUCCCCUCACACUCUGACAUUCACCUGUCAUGCCUUACACAGUCUCGCAUUCAGGGUCUUCCAUACUUCCUUGAGGAUUGCAAAUCCACAGUGUCGCACAGUGAGGCCCUUAUGUGGGCCAAGGUGUGCCCCUUCUCUCCACUUGCUACUGGUGCCAGAAUGAACCCUUUCUGAAAACACAGUAAGGCUCUGGUGUAGGCCACAGUUUGGUCCUUCAUCCCUGUAGCUACUGGGAAAAGAAUGAGUCCUAAUUGUACAGUGGGGUUAUGAUAUUAGCCAAAGUCUGCCCUUCUAUCCUCUAUGUAUUGGGCGAAAAUUAACCUCUUAAAUCCUUGGUGAGGUAGUCAUGUGAGUCAUGGUCUGCCCCUCUCCACUCUAGCAACUGGUGCCAUAAUUAACCCUUUCUCAGUCUCUAGUGAGGCCCUUAUCUGGGUUAAGGUAUGCCUUUCUUCCUUCUAGCAACUUGUGCCAGAAAAAACACCUCUAGUUUCCCUGUUGUCAAAAGUCUAGCCCUUCUUUCCUCUUGCUACUGGGCCAGCAUGAAUCCCUUCUGAAUUAACAAUGAGGCUCAAAAUAAUAUGUGGGCAAAGGGGUGCCCCUUUCUCCAUUUAUAGUAACUUGUACUAGGAUGAACCCCUUCUGAAUACACAUCAAACCCUAAAAGUGUAGCCAAAGGUGUGACCUUUCUUUAAUCUAUCUACUGUGGCCAAAAUGAGCCUCUUGUGAAUCAACAUUGAGGCUCUUACAUUGAUCAACAUAUGCUCAUUCUCCCUCUGCCCUCUGCUCUAGGUUCUGGGGCCAGAAUGAAUUCCGUGCAUGCCCUUGUGUAGGUCAAGAGUUGCCAUUUCUCCCUUCCAGCUACUGGACAUCUAAAUAUAAAGUGAGGCCUUGAUGUGGAUAAUGCUUUUGGGAUCAGAAUUAACCCAUGUUAAGGACCAAUUGUGAGCCAAAGUUUGCCUCUUAUCCAAGAGGGGCCACCUUAUCUCAGAUACUUUGUAUCAUUUGUUUUAGCGUGCCAAAGCACUAAAUAUUUGCUUUGAUAUUAGCAUUUAUUAAGUUAUUAUUGCAAAAUUUACUAAUACAGCCAUCAAAUGAACAAUGUUGCUAGUGUUUUCCUGAAGAUGGUCUGUAUAGUUAUCAACUUCGCCAAUCUUUACAAAUUAGUGCUGAAUUGUGUAAGUGUUGUUUCUUUCUUUCCUGUUGUUUAAACUAAUUGAUGUUGAUUUUAAUCUUGUCUUUUGGCAAGUUUUGCAGUUUUGAAAUCAUGUGUUCAGAUUACUUUGUUAUAUCUACUCAAAUACACAUCAUUGUUUUAUAAACAUAUAACUUAUAAGUGAAUAUAAAAGUUAAAGAAUGUUCAUUGAUAUAAAAAUAUUUUAUUGCCUUUUUUCUUUCAACAUGAUCGGAUUUACAACAAUGAUAUAGAGUAUACAAAAAGCAAAUGGGUUGGAGAAGAAUGUUAAAGAUUUGUGUUAUUUUGUAAAAGAUACAUGUUUAUCUGUGUUGUGAUCAACCACAUUAUACUCACCAAUUGAAUAGUGUAGAUAUAGUCUCUGUAUGCACAAAAGUUUGAUUGGAAUGAACUCCUUCUUUGGUGUCAUAUGACCUGUAAAACAAAAAAGUGACAUUUAACCUAAAAAAGAAUAUAUAUUUUUUUUCAGAUUUAUCAAAGGGGUCACUCCUACCAACGAUCUAGCAUAAACUAUCUGGUAUUUAGGCAUUUCUAGAUUUUUUGACAUUGUUAUACUGCAGUAGUUCAUACUUAUUUUAUGCUAGUUAGUUGGUGACACCUGAAGAUUUUUUUUUAAAUGUUUCAGGUUAAAUGCCACUUACAUAUGUUUUGCAUGUCAUAUGACACCAAAGAAGGAGUUCAUUCCCAUCAAACUACUGUGUCUUAAUGUCUUAGGAUUCUUGUAUCAUUGAUUUCCCUUCCAUUUACAUUCGUUGUAUUUGUUAUUUGUUUUUUUACCGCCUUUGUUCAAUGAUUCUCAUUAUGUUUACACCAAGGCCAAUUUUAACAGAACAAUGUAUUCCGUCCAAUUCCACUGUGAUAUAGAUUAUAAAUACACUCAAUAUAUGUCUGGUUGUUUCUCAUUUGCAUAAUAAGUGUAUAUUAAUAUUGUUUGUUUAAAGUUUUGUUAAAUUGAAUAUUUGUUACUUUUUUGUAAUUUUAAUACUGCUAGUAAAAUAGUUUUAAAAAUG
This is a messenger RNA of Mya arenaria, 5896 nucleotides long. Its product is annotated as WD repeat-containing protein 17-like. The record is from RefSeq and is a predicted model, not a curated record. Gene Ontology annotation, molecular function: protein binding. Bases 44 to 3868 code for a protein of 1274 amino acids. NCBI's taxonomy places the organism in Eukaryota, Metazoa, Mollusca, Bivalvia, Myida, Myidae. The transcript has 24 exons.